Molecule: messenger RNA, 1398 nt
Organism: Candidula unifasciata
Lineage: Eukaryota; Metazoa; Mollusca; Gastropoda; Stylommatophora; Geomitridae
Source: the annotation of a GenBank genome assembly
AUGAAGCACCAAUUUUCUAAGAUUUCUUCUGUUGAAACCAUUGCUGCCCCCAUGCCCUGCAUCACGCAGCUCAUCCAAGACAAGAUUGAUGAGUUUGAGAGAAUGGGAUCUGAAGAUGCAUUCUGUGUAGGCGACAUGGGUGACGUCAUCAAGAAGUUCAACACAUGGAAAGAACUGCUGCCCCGCGUUGAGCCAUUUUAUGCUGUGAAAUGCAACUCUGACAACGUUGUUCUGAAAACUUUGGCUGAUUUGGGGGCAGGAUUUGACUGCGCCAGCAAGGGUGAAAUUUCACAAGUGAUGAAACUUGGUGUGGAGGCAUCUCGCAUAAUUUAUGCCAACCCUUGCAAGCAGAAGUCGUUUGUCAAGUAUGCAGCAAAGCAUCAAGUAGAGAUGAUGACUUUUGAUAACGAAGCAGAACUCAUCAAGGUCAGGGAGAUAUUCCCUCACGCCAAGCUUGUUCUCCGCAUCCUUCCAAUUGCACAAGUCAAAGUUCAGUGCCAGCUGGGCAAUAAGUUCGGCUGUCACCCCAACAAUGUGCACAAGCUCCUGCAGAGAGCCAAGGAACUUGGGGUGGAUGUCAUGGGCAUCAGCUUCCAUGUUGGCAGUGGUGUCGGCGAAGCCAAAGCUUUUGCUUUUGCAGUAAAACAGGCGUAUGAUGCCUGGCAGAUUGCAACAGAGCUGGGGUUCAAGAUGACCCUUCUGGAUAUAGGAGGUGGAUUCCCGGGACAGUCCAAUGCUCCCAUUACUUUCACUGAAAUUGCUGCUGUAGUAAACGAGGCCCUGGACACAUACUUCCCACAUGAUGAUAGUGUGCGUAUAAUUGCCGAACCUGGCAGGUACAUGGUGGCCUCAGCAUUCACUCUGGCGGUGAAUAUUAUCGCCAAGAGGAGCAUUACUCCGGACGUCCCCGAUGUUGAUGGGAACACACCGCAGGCUGCCUCCCACAUGUACUAUGUCAACGAUGGUGUUUAUGGGUCAUUCAACUGCAUCAUGUACGACCACGCUCACCCGGAACCUCGCGUCAUCUCAGACUCUCCAGACAGAUUUGUUUCCUCCAUCUGGGGCCCUACCUGUGACGGCCUUGACUGCAUCGUCCAUGAGUGCAAACUGCCGGAGCUGGAAGUGGGACAGUGGAUGUACUUCUCUGACAUGGGUGCCUACACAAUAGCCGCCGGGUCCACCUUCAAUGGGAUGCCACGUCCACGGUGCUUCUACAUCUGCAGUGAUGACCUUUGGAACCAGGUACAUCCAGAACACCGUGCGCCCAAAAGACGGUGUGAAAGUCUGUCUGCGGAUGCAGACUACCCUCUGCUGAUGACUGGGCCGGAUAUGUUGACUCUGAGGGAGGCCGCUAACUCAAUCUCUUGCUGUAAUGAUGAAGAAAUUGCAUUUGCAUGA